AUGAAAAUCAGAGUAGAUUUGAAAUUCAAAAGAAUUUCAUAUCUCAGAUCUUUGGAAUGUUUGCAUCAACAACCAAAAAAAAAUUACAAUUUUAUCCCACAACAAUCUUUCUUGUCGUCAAGAAACCUUGAACUUCGUCGAGGAAGGGAUUUUAUAUAUUUCAUUUUUUAUGAGCGCUUGGGAAAUAGAAAAGAAACCGAAAAGAUGCUUCAAGCCAGAAAAACACGAGAAUUUUAUCACAAACAAUUUCAUUCUUCAUCUCAAAAGAUAUUUUUUGAGUGCUUGACUUUUUCAACAGUUAAGACAAAUUUCUAA
Messenger RNA from Clunio marinus, 315 nucleotides. Lineage: Eukaryota; Metazoa; Arthropoda; Insecta; Diptera; Chironomidae. The record is from the annotation of a GenBank genome assembly.